Manis pentadactyla (Chinese pangolin) is the source of this 2412-nucleotide messenger RNA. RefSeq names its product interferon regulatory factor 6 (gene IRF6). NCBI's taxonomy places the organism in Eukaryota, Metazoa, Chordata, Mammalia, Pholidota, Manidae. The record is from RefSeq and is a predicted model, not a curated record. Bases 498 to 1931 code for a protein of 477 amino acids. Gene Ontology annotation, biological process: regulation of transcription by RNA polymerase II; immune system process. The transcript is spliced from 11 exons. Gene Ontology annotation, cellular component: nucleus. Gene Ontology annotation, molecular function: protein binding; DNA-binding transcription factor activity, RNA polymerase II-specific; RNA polymerase II cis-regulatory region sequence-specific DNA binding.
CCAGUGCGGGACGGGGAGUCGAGCCCACAGCCUCUAUCUGCGCAGAGCCAGGUGUUGCUUGCCCAGACAGUUGAGGAACGCGCUGGUGACGGGUGAUCUUGACUCGGGACUUGAUUCGGAGGGACGUCCACUUCUGGUAGCCGGUCUGAGGAAAGGAGUCCCCGUCUCAGCUUAAGUAAAAACAAAGUAAAAUGAACACACUGAGAAACAUCUAAACACAACAUCCCAGGCAAACAAUUCUCCAGGGACUGGUUCUUCUUCAGGCACCCGAUCUGGGAAGGCCUUUGUGUCCUGCCGUGAGUGCUGGCUGCUGCCAAAUGUUAUCUGCUGUGCCUCUGUAUUUUUAUGAGAAUCAAUUGCAGACUUUACCCAGGCUGGCUCCUGCAGCCAGUCAGGAUAAACAGACCCAGAAUCACUUGGUGGCUCAAAGAAAGGAAAGCUGACUCAAAGCCCAGCUCUUCAGAUCCCUGUGGAUACGCUGCCUGUUCAUCUACAUCAUGGCGCUCCACCCCCGCAGGGUUCGGCUGAAGCCCUGGCUGGUGGCCCAGGUGGAUAGUGGCCUGUACCCGGGGCUCAUCUGGUUGCAUAGGGACUCCAAACGCUUCCAGAUUCCCUGGAAACAUGCCACCCGGCAUAGCCCCCAACAAGAAGAGGAGAAUACCAUUUUCAAGGCCUGGGCUGUGGAGACAGGAAAGUACCAGGAAGGGGUGGAUGACCCUGACCCAGCUAAAUGGAAGGCCCAGCUCCGCUGUGCCCUCAACAAGAGCAGAGAAUUCAACCUGAUGUACGAUGGCACCAAGGAGGUGCCCAUGAACCCAGUGAAGAUAUACCAAGUGUGUGACAUCCCCCAGCCCCAGGGCUCCAUCAUCAACCCAGGGUCCACUGGGUCUGCUCCUUGGGAUGAAAAGGAUAAUGAUGUGGAUGAAGAAGAUGAGGAAGAUGAGCUCGAUCAGUCACAGCACCAUGUUCCCAUCCAGGACACCUUCCCCUUCCUGAACAUCAAUGGUUCUCCCAUGGCACCAGCCAGUGUAGGCAACUGCAGCCCUGAAGCAGUGUGGCCCAAAACUGAACCUCUGGAGAUGGAAGUACCUCAGCCACCUAUACAGCCCUUCUACAGCUCCCCAGAGCUGUGGAUCAGUUCUCUCCCAAGAAGGAUAACUAUUGGCAGUGGCCUUCCUGAAUGCUGGUUGAAAGUGACUGACCUGGACAUCAAGUUUCAGUACCGUGGGAAGGAGUAUGGGCAGACCAUGACCGUGAGCAAUCCCCAGGGCUGCCGGCUCUUCUAUGGGGAUCUGGGUCCCAUGCCUGACCAGGAGGAGCUCUUUGGUCCUGUCAGCCUGGAGCAAGUCAAGUUCCCAGGUCCAGAGCAUAUCACCAAUGAAAAGCAGAAGCUGUUCACCAGUAAGCUGCUAGACGUCAUGGACAGAGGACUGAUCCUGGAGGUCAGCGGUCAUGCCAUUUAUGCCAUCAGGCUGUGCCAAUGCAAGGUGUACUGGUCUGGGCCAUGUGCUCCAUCACUUGUUGCCCCCAACCUGAUCGAGAGACAAAAGAAGGUUAAACUGUUUUGUCUGGAAACAUUCCUUAGUGAUCUCAUUGCCCACCAGAAAGGACAGAUAGAGAAGCAGCCACCAUUUGAGAUCUACCUAUGCUUUGGGGAAGAAUGGCCGGAUGGGAAGCCCCUGGAAAGAAAACUUAUCUUGGUUCAGGUCAUUCCAGUGGUGGCUCGGAUGAUCUACGAGAUGUUUUCUGGUGAUUUCACACGAUCCUUUGACAGUGGCAGUGUGCGCCUGCAGAUCUCAACUCCAGACAUCAAAGAUAACAUCGUCGCUCAGCUGAAGCAGCUGUACCGCAUCCUCCAAACCCAGGAAAGCUGGCAGCCCAUGCAGCCCACCCCCAGCAUGCAGCUGCCCCCCGCCCUGCCGGCCCAGUAAAUCAAGCCUGUUGUCUCCCUUCUCUUUUUUACAAUAUUGUACAUAUGGAUAUUUUUUAUUAUUCUUUUAAACCUCUCUUCUUUCUAACAAUGUUGGUAGUCUCUGACUCUCCAGAUAUGCCUAGCUUUGAGAGUUGAUUUAAUUUAUGAAAAAUUGCCCUUCAUACUUUCCCUGUCUUUUUUAAGCCUCCCAAUGGUAGUAAUGUAGUAGAAGGAGAUUUGGCCUUGGAGUUUGGACAUCAGGGUUCUAGCUGCAGCUUUGCUUCCAUAGUGUGACCUUGAACCAAGUCUAACCUUGGCUCAGAUUCAUUACUGUAAAGUGAAGGGAUUGGAAUGAUGCCUGAAAUAAUGCCAACUUUAAAAUUCUGACUCGAUGACUUCAUUCUACUUGUACAAGGGAAAACCGCCUGGAACAGAACCCUUCUGCAUUGUUCUUGUACCACAUUUUUUUUUUCUUUCAUUAAAGUUCCCUCAAGCCCUGA